Leptomonas pyrrhocoris is the source of this 1099-nucleotide messenger RNA. RefSeq lists its product as hypothetical. The coding region runs from base 35 to 1099 and encodes 354 amino acids. The transcript has a single exon. Lineage: Eukaryota; Euglenozoa; Kinetoplastea; Trypanosomatida; Trypanosomatidae. The record is from RefSeq and is a predicted model, not a curated record.
AGAGAUCGGUGUUGCACACUCACACACGCAAAGCAUGAUGCUGCGACGGAGUGCCGGACAUGCGGCGAAGAACUUAGCCGGCGCCGGCGCUGUGGUAACGAAGACCAGCGCGGCUGAAAACAGAAACGAUGAAGUAGCAAAGGCGACCGCCACGCAUACGCGAAAGCCUUUACUGCCGUACGCCCUUCGCCGUGCCUCCGCGUACGAGAUGCUGUACGGCGGUGCCCGUGUGCAGUAUCUUAUUCAACAUCCGUUUCAGCUGCAUACGGUUCGCAGCGAGGACCUGCCAUCGCCUUCUCUGGAUGCCGAGCGGCACGAUCUAGCACUGGAGAUGCAGCUGCCGCGCGAUUUGGGCCCGUACAACAACAUCAACAUGAACAUCCAGCGGCAGGCAGGGGCAGACGUAAACGUGCCCGACGCAGCCGCCGAUCGGCACACCAAGGAGGGCUUUGACAUGGGUGCCUUCUUCAGCGACCAGCACCACCCCGAGCGGCACCACAACUCGUCUCUCCCUUACAGUCAACACGACACGAACAACGUGAUGGGGCUGCGACUCUUCCCUCUCAACAUCGGUGUCCGCGCUCGCACGGAGGCAGUGCGGAUUCGCACCGACGACUGCCUGCAGCGACUGCGAGUUGCGAAACUGUGUGCGCAGGCCCAGCAGCCGCUCGAGUACCCGCUGCCGCUGCACCGACAAAGUCGAUACGCGUCUGUGCAGCCUGCGAUGUCGCCGGACCGCACCGCCCACCUGCGUGGGGCCGCCGCCCACCCCACCCCUUCGCAGCUUUCCAUUUUUACUCGCCCGGUGGACCGCGUAGAUGGUGCGGACGGAGAAGACCGGCGGCAUUCACCGCGUGUGUGUCCGGUGCAUCCGUUUGCCGUGGCGGCCGUCACCCGCGCCUGGUUGCCGCUGCAGAUGCUGAAACCGAUGGGCCACAACUGGAGUGCCGCCACGCGGAGUAGUGGCACACGCGGUCCGCACAUGCAACUCAUGCAGGAGCGGUUAGAUCAGAAGGGUUUCGGCUGGAAGCGCAAGUCGCGCUCGCUCUGGCAGCAGGACGUGGCCACGGCUGGCUUCCGCCCGCAUCGCUACUUCUAA